AUGAGUUAUGUCCUAUACCAUUACUUCGCAGACCCGCGAGAGUCUUAUGGCUUGGCAUGCGUUACCGUUGUAUUAUCGUUGACUGUCAGCAUUCUGUGCACAUUGCUGAUCCCAGUGGACAUUUACGUCAUCUCAGAGGGCGACAUAACCUCUGAGUCUCUGCAUGUCACAAUAUCGCGGGAGCACGUGCGGAACGCUUACAUGGUGCUUUUCGUAAUGCUCCUCGUCUGUGCCUUUGGACUCGUGCCCCACGCUUACUUCUACGGAGAAGAGCGAGGUGGCGACCUGGACGGCAAGUUGAACAAGCCGAGCUGUUGCAACGCGAUGAAGUCCACGUUUGUCUUCGUAGGUUUUGUUUGUGUGUUGCUCACCAUUGGCCUCAACUUCAGGCCUGGACACGCCGCCAGCCUGGACAAGGUCUGGGAAGGGCAGGACGGCGCGUUCAGGUGGUUGACGGACCUGCUCGAUCUAGACCACGACGGCUUGAAUGCGAUCUCGUUUUCAAUCGCGUGUUUGACGUCCGUGGGAGUGGUCGGGUGGGUGUUUUACACGGCGUACGGCAUGGCGGCCAUGCCCUUCGAUUGGCUCCAGAGGAAGCAAACGGCCACCGAGCAGCGGCAGGACCUGCAGUCGAGCCUGUCCAGCCUCCGCGAGAAGUAUCGCAUGAUCCAGUCAAAGUAUCCGUCGAACGAGGAUGGGUCGCUUGACCCCUCCUGCAUGAAGGCAGCGGAUCGGAAAGAGUUCUCGAGAUUACAGCGAGAGCAUAAGAGCCUGAUGCAGCACAACUACAAGUUGCAGGAGCUCGAGCAGAAGGCGGGCGCCGUCAUCCCGGCGUUGCUGCACUUCCUGGUGCCCUUCCGCUGGUUCAUUGGGGUGGGUAUGCUCGCCAUGAGCCUAUUGGUGGCCUCUUCGCUGCUGCUGACCCUGCUGGACAGGCUGCUAUAUUCUUCCUGCGGCUGGAGCUGCGGCUUCACUCUGAAGGAGCGGCAGAUCUUUAACCCCGCCGACGAGAUAUUCCUGAGCCUCUCGAAGGUGUUCCCCGCAGACUUUGUGGUCCUCGGCAUCUUUGUCCUCUACAUUUUCUCGUCCUCCGUGUUCGGCAUUGUUUCGCUGGGCAUCCGCGUGCUCUGCUUCACAAUGUACGACUUGCGGCAGCGCAAGUCCUUGCCACAAGCGUUGUUGGUACUCUGUAACGUGAUCGCGUACAUCUUGCUUGCAUUGUGCAUGGCGCUCCUCACCAUAGCCCCCAACUACACCUCGUUCGGCUCGCAGAGAUUCCAGAACGCCGAUGGCAGCACAGGCUUGUGCUCAUCCGACAGGGCAGCCGCGGACGGCAACGGAAAAUGUCAGGUAUCGGUGAUCUCGGCGUUCUUUACGCGAAUCGCUGUGGCGAUGCCGAUGUUCUCCGUGACGUAUUUCUUCGCCAAUUGGGCGUUCGUGGUGGUCUUCAGCGUCACCUUCACCCAAUCCGUCCUCUUCAGACAGCGCCAGCCCUUCCUGGACACCGGCCACGAGCUCGAGGAGGAGGAGAUUGGCCUGCUGAGCUUCGCGUGA
This is a messenger RNA of Prorocentrum cordatum, 1554 nucleotides long. The record is from the annotation of a GenBank genome assembly. NCBI's taxonomy places the organism in Eukaryota, Dinophyceae, Prorocentrales, Prorocentraceae.